Molecule: messenger RNA, 2715 nt
Organism: Gastrolobium bilobum
Lineage: Eukaryota; Viridiplantae; Streptophyta; Magnoliopsida; Fabales; Fabaceae
Product: DNA ligase 1-like
Exons: 17
Coding region: 28-2424 (798 amino acids)
Biological process (GO): lagging strand elongation; DNA recombination; DNA biosynthetic process
Cellular component (GO): nucleus; mitochondrion
Molecular function (GO): DNA binding; ATP binding; DNA ligase (ATP) activity
Source: RefSeq, a predicted model, not a curated record
ACCACACUUCAUUUCUAUUACCAUUUCAUGCUUGCACUCUAUUUCCGAUCAUGCUUCUUUCCUCCACCAUUCUUUCGCAGUAGUGUUUGUGUUUCCUCUCUCUUCCCUCUCUCUUUCUCUCUCUCCUCAACCCUUCGCCCCCUUACCCUUACAAUGUCCAAGAAACCACCCUCUGCUUUCGAUGCCCUCAUGUCCGGCGCACGCGCCGCCGCUUCCGCCGCCAAGAAGAAUCCCCUACAACCAUCCUCAUCCCCCAAGAAAAGAAAAUCACCUCACCCCGCUUCCAUCCAAAACCCUAACAACCUCAACCCCCCCGAUUCCGAAGCCGUUGAUGAAUCCAACAAACCGAGAAAAUCACCUCAUUCCACUUCCAUCCAAAACCCUAGCAACCUCAAAACCCCCGAGUCUGCAACCGUUGAAGAAUCCAAGAAACCGCAGGAAACAGCCAAGCUGGAAAUAACCAAGAAACCUCAGGAGAAGAUCGCCGAACUGAAGAAGCGAGUUCCGCAGCUGAAGAAGAAGCCGUCCGAGUUCGAUCCGAGCUCGGUGGCUUGCUGGGAGAAGGGCGAACCUGUGCCGUUCCUGUUCCUCAGCUUGGCGUUCGACAUGAUUGCUGAAGAGACGGGAAGGAUUGUGAUAACGGAUAUAGUGUGCAAUCUGUUGAGGACUGUGAUAUACGCCACGCCGGAGGAUCUCGUGCGCGUUGUUUAUCUCUCCGCGAAUAAGAUUGCUCCCGCGCAUGAAGGGUUGGAAUUGGGAAUUGGCGAUGCUUCCAUUAUCAAGGCGCUUGCCGAGGCGUGUGGAAGGACUGAGCCAGAGAUUAAGAAUCUGAAUAAGAAAAAAGGUGAUUUGGGCUUGGUUGCCAAAGAGUGCCGUUCUUCUCAGACUAUGAUGCGGAAGCCUGAUGCAUUGACUAUUAGGAAGGUUUUCAACACCUUCCGCCUUAUUGCCAAGGAAUCUGGAAAAGAUAGUCAAGAGAAGAAAAAGAAUCAUAUCAAGGCACUUCUUGUUGCUGCUACUGACUGUGAACCUCUAUAUCUAAUCCGUUUGCUACAGACAAAGUUGCGAAUUGGGUAUGCUGAACAAACUCUCUUAGCUGCAUUAGGCCAAGCUGCAGUAUACACUGAAGAGAAUUCUAAACCGCCUCCUAAAAUUCAGUCUCCUUUAGAAGAGGCUGCAAAGAUUGUGAAACAAGUUUAUUCUGUUCUUCCCGACUAUGACAAAAUAGUUUCUGCACUGCUUAAGGAUGGUGUAUGGAUACUUCCAAAGACAUGUAAUUUUACUCCUGGUGUUCCAGUUGGACCUAUGCUGUCGAAAGCAACCAAGGGUGUAUCUGAAAUUCUAAAUAAAUUCCAGGAUGUGGAGUUUACCUGUGAAUACAAAUACGAUGGAGAGCGUGCUCAGAUACAUUACAUGGAGAAUGGCUCAGUUGAGGUUUACAGUAGAAAUGCAGAACGGAAUACUGGGAAGUAUCCUGAUGUUGUUGCUGCAGUUUCAAGGUUAAAGAAAACAACUGUAUCAUCGUUUGUUCUUGAUUGUGAACUUGUUGCAUAUGAUCGUGCAAAACAGAAAAUCCUUCCUUUCCAGGUUCUUAGUACUCGGGCUCGCAAAAAUGUCGCUAUAAGUAGUAUAAAGGUUGAUGUUUGCAUAUUUGCUUUUGAUUUGUUGUAUCUGAAUGGCCAAGCACUUCUUCAGGAGAACCUGAAAAUCCGUAGAGAGCAUCUCUAUGCCUCUUUUGAGGAAGAAUCUGGAUUUCUUCAGUUUGCAACAUCAAUAACAUCAAAUGAUGUCGAGGAAAUACAGAAAUUUCUUGACAAAGCUGUUGAUGCAAGUUGUGAGGGAUUAAUUAUCAAAACAUUAAAAGAAGAUGCUACAUAUGAACCUUCCAAGCGAUCACUCAACUGGCUAAAACUGAAGAAAGAUUAUCUUGACAAUAUAGGGGACUCACUAGAUUUGGUACCUAUUGCUGCUUUCCAUGGUCGUGGGAAACGUACAGGAGUCUAUGGUGCCUUUCUUCUUGCUUGCUAUGACAACAACAAAGAAGAAUUCCAAAGUAUUUGUAAGAUAGGAACGGGAUUCUCGGAUGAAGUGUUAGAAGAACGCUCAGCUAGUCUUCGUUCUAAAUUGAUUCCCAAGCCAAAGACAUACUAUCGAUUUUCAGAAACAAUCAAUCCUGAUGUCUGGUUUGAAGCCAGUGAGGUGUGGGAGGUGAAAGCUGCAGACCUGACCAUUAGCCCUGUUCACCAAGCUGCAGCGGGCAUAGUAGAUUCGGCUAAGGGCUUAUCACUUCGAUUUCCACGUCUUGUUCGAGUUCGGCCUGACAAAGCUCCUGAAGAAGCCUCAUCAGCUGAGCAGGUUGCUGAAAUGUAUAAUGCUCAAAAUCACAAUCAAACUAACAACCAAGACGACAAUGAAGAUGAUUGAGGGAAAAAGCUUCCUUGCUUCACUCAUGCUGCCAAACUAAAAAAUUUCAGCUUUGUUUUAUGAUAACCAAUGUUGAGUGGCUCUGUCGAUGCAAAUUCUUUGCCUUAAGCAUAGGUCUGGGAGCAUGACCGCUUCUUUGACAUAAUUGGAAAGUUGUUGUACAAUGUGGAAUAAGCUCAUGGAGGGUCCAAAAAGUAGGCAUUUGCUUGUGUAGAUAUAUGAUUUUGUUCCUUUAACAUGGUACUGCAGUUAAGGCUGCUAGCGCAGACAAAGAACACUGCUUAACACUUA